AUGACAGACCAGAAGCAAUGGACUGUUCAAGGACAUGCAAAAAAGUAUGAUGGAAUUCACAAAUGCUGCUUCACUUGUGAAAUCUGUCCAAAUGGAACUCAUGUAAACAGCACAGAGGAUCCCUACAAAUGCCUCAAAUGUAAGGAGACAGAGUGGUCUGCAGAAGGAAGCACAUCAUGCAGUCUGCGGGUGGUGGAGUACAUCCCAUUCACAGACAGUGGAGCUAUAGUGAUCAUGGUGUUGGCCUGGGUCUUGGUGGGUCUCACAGCAGCCAUGUCUGUUCUCUUUGCCAUCAACUACAACACACCUAUUGUCAGAUCUGCUGGGGGACUAAUGUGCUUCUUAAUUUUAGGCUGCCUCAGUCUUUGUAGCAUUAGUGUUUUCUUUUACUUUGAUAAGCCAACAGCUUCCUUUUGUGUCUUAAGGUUCUUGCCAUUUCUUUUGUUCUACAAUGUUUGUCUGGCAUGUUUUGUUGUUCGCUCCUUUCAAAUUGUGCAUUUUCAAAAUAGCUGCCAAAUUCCCCGAGCUCCAAACAUGGUGGUUGAAAUAUCACGGAAAAUGGCUGGUCAUCACUGUGGCAUUUGGCACUCAGGCGCUCUUACUUCUUAUUAG
This is a messenger RNA of Acanthopagrus latus (yellowfin seabream), 612 nucleotides long. Its product is annotated as taste receptor type 1 member 2-like. The record is from RefSeq and is a predicted model, not a curated record. Lineage: Eukaryota; Metazoa; Chordata; Actinopteri; Spariformes; Sparidae. Gene Ontology annotation, cellular component: membrane. Gene Ontology annotation, biological process: G protein-coupled receptor signaling pathway. Gene Ontology annotation, molecular function: G protein-coupled receptor activity.